AUGGGUUCUGACCAGUCAGCUCAGAGCCAGUCCCUAGACAGAGGAGACCUGACACUCCCUGUCAUCCAGGGUCUCCGGCCCAGACUAACAACCCCAAUUAAGGAUCGCAUCAUCAAUGAGAUCCACCUGGUCCUGGUUCUAAUCGCUACAGCUUAUAUGGAACCCUGCUUCACCUUUUCCCGAGUGAGUGGCAGUUCCAAGCCCCUGAAACAGGCAGCCAUUAAUGUCAGUGAUCAAAACAACACACUGAUAUUUGAGUCUCGAUUUGAGAGUGGGAAUCUCGAGAAAGUAUUCAAAGUAGGAGAAUAUGAAUAUAACCUGAUGUUGCGCACAGACCUCUACACAGCAAAGCACACCCAGUGGUAUUACUUCCAGGUGCAGAACAUGCAGCCAGCAGUCCAGUACCGCUUCACCAUCAUCAACCUGAUGAAGCCCACCAGCCUGUACAACAUGGGAAUGAAGCCGCUGUUGUAUUCCACCAAGGAUGCAGAGCUGCACAAGAUUGGCUGGCGCAGGGUGGGGAGCCAAAUCAAGUACUACCGAAACAACUACAGCAACAGCAAGCACCACUACUACUCGCUUACCUGGACCUUUGAGUUCCCGCAUUACGGGGACACUUGCUACUUUGCCCACUGCUAUCCCUACACCUACUCUGACCUCCAGGAGUAUGUGACACAUGUGGUCAACGAUCCAGCCAAGUCCAAAUUCUGCAAAGUCCGGGUGCUCUGCCGCUCAUUGGCUGGGAACAUGGUUUACGUUCUGACUGUGACAAAUCCCUCUGAGAGUUCCGAGGCCGCACUGGAAAAGAAAGCAGUGAUCCUGACCGCCCGUGUCCACCCAGGAGAGACCAACAGCUCCUGGAUGAUGAAGGGUUUCCUUGACUAUCUUCUUGGCAACUCGCUGGAUGCCAAACUGCUGCGGGACACAUUCCUUUUCAAAAUCGUGCCAAUGCUGAACCCUGAUGGGGUCAUCGUGGGGAAUUACCGGUGCUCACUCUCUGGUCAGGAUUUAAAUCGUAAAUACCGGUCCUAUUUGAAGGAGACCUACCCCUCUGUGUGGUACACCCGGAAACUGAUCAAACGGUUAAUGGAGGAGCGGACAGUGUUUCUAUACUGUGAUCUCCACGGUCACAGUCGGAAGCAGAACAUUUUUAUGUAUGGUUGUCAGAGUCGGAGACGGACUGUAUCAUCAUAUGCCAAGCAGCGAGUGUUCCCCUUCAUGCUUAGUAAGAACUGCUGUAACAAGUUUUGUUUUCAAAGUUGUAAAUUCCACGUGAAGCGGGCUAAGGAAGGAACAGGACGUGUGGUGGUGUGGAGGAUGGGAGUCACCAACAGUUACACCCUGGAAGCAACUUUCUGUGGCUCCACAUUGGGGAACAGUGGGGACGUCCAUUUCAAUGUAAACGAUCUGGAAUCAGUGGGCUUUGAGUUUUGUGACACACUGUUGGACUACUGUGAUCCUGAUCAGUCCAAGUACAUCCAAUGCAAAAGGCAUUUGCAGAACCAAAUAAAAGAACAUAUUGCUGCCAAAAUGGAGAUGUCUGGUACAAAGUAUGACUCUGAUGCAUCACUGGGAGAUAUCCUAUCUUAUAUUGAAUCCAGCACCACAGGUUCAAACAGUUCCGAGUCUGAUGACCAGUCUUUGCAUUUUGGAAGAAAGGUCCACCAGCGUGUGACAAAAAGGAAGAAACAGCUAAAAACCAAAAAGCAGAGACAAAAUUCCUACUUAAUCCGAAAGGUGAUGAAUACUGAAAAGCAAUACCAGAUGCAGCCUAAAGUAGCUCCUUCCCGGGCAGAAAGGACCACAAAAAGAGGAUCCCUUCAGUCCCAUGGCCACUUUGAAGCGCAUGAGCCUGGGUCUGAACAUGAAGAGCGGACACCUGCCCUUUCUGACCCUGCACCCCAGAGAAACCGCAAAAUCGGGGAAGGAAAGGCUAGACUUGGGACCAGUGAAGAUUCAAUCUAUGAUGACUAUAUGUCUGGUGGAAUAAGCAUGAGACUACACCACCCUACGAAUAGUAAGACGCCUGUUUUGUACUUUGUGGUCACCUGA
Hemiscyllium ocellatum (epaulette shark) is the source of this 2052-nucleotide messenger RNA. Its product is annotated as cytosolic carboxypeptidase 3-like. The record is from RefSeq and is a predicted model, not a curated record. NCBI's taxonomy places the organism in Eukaryota, Metazoa, Chordata, Chondrichthyes, Orectolobiformes, Hemiscylliidae. The transcript is spliced from 11 exons. Gene Ontology annotation, molecular function: metallocarboxypeptidase activity; zinc ion binding. Gene Ontology annotation, biological process: proteolysis. Bases 1 to 2052 code for a protein of 683 amino acids.